This is a messenger RNA of Miniopterus natalensis, 3960 nucleotides long. RefSeq names its product phosphatidylinositol-4-phosphate 5-kinase type 1 alpha (gene PIP5K1A). Lineage: Eukaryota; Metazoa; Chordata; Mammalia; Chiroptera; Miniopteridae. Gene Ontology annotation, biological process: phosphatidylinositol phosphate biosynthetic process. Gene Ontology annotation, molecular function: 1-phosphatidylinositol-4-phosphate 5-kinase activity. Gene Ontology annotation, cellular component: plasma membrane. The record is from RefSeq and is a predicted model, not a curated record.
GUGCCUGGAUUUCGCUGGUCGCCCGGAGUGGAGCGGCAGGGUUGGGCGAUAAACAGGCUGUGGCUAGGAGUCGGGGGAGCGAGCGCUCGCUCUGCCGGGACUUCUCACGCCCCCUUUAUUGCUUUAGGUGUGGUUUGGUCCAGACGCGGGGUCCAGCAGCCGGCUUGAGCCUAUUCCUUGGUGAAAGGGAAAAGUAGCUCCCGCGGGAAGCGGUUAAAGUUGCAGAAAGGGUGCGAGACGUGGAUUGUCCCCAUGCCAGCCAAGUGGUGUAGCCCUGAGCUGGUCCGGGAGCCUGCCCGACGUCGCUGAGAGAGGCCUCGGAGGAGGCGGGAAGGUGGCUGUCAGAACGCAGUGUUUGUGAACAGAGUGGGAAAGAUUCGACUCCGAGAAGAGGAAGAGCCCGAUUGAAAGGGAGUGAGGCCGCUGAGGGGGAGGGGGCUGCCAAGAUGGCGUCGGCCUCUGGGCAGUCGGCGGUCGGGUUUUCGUCCAUGGAUCCCGGGAUUUCUACCUGCACCUCAUCCUCAGCAUCUGGAACCAAGAGAUCCAUAGCAUCAGAGGUGCCUUAUGCCUCUGGCAUGCCCAUCAAGAAAAUAGGCCACAGAAGUGUUGAUUCCUCAGGAGAGACAACAUAUAAAAAGACAACCUCAUCAGCCUUGAAAGGUGCCAUUCAGUUAGGCAUUACUCAUACUGUGGGGAGCCUGAGUACCAAACCAGAGCGGGAUGUCCUCAUGCAAGACUUUUACGUGGUGGAGAGUAUCUUCUUCCCCAGCGAAGGGAGCAACCUGACCCCUGCUCAUCACUACAAUGACUUUCGGUUCAAGACCUAUGCACCUGUUGCCUUCCGCUACUUUCGGGAAUUAUUUGGAAUCCGGCCUGAUGAUUACUUGUAUUCCCUCUGCAGUGAGCCACUGAUUGAACUCUGCAGCUCUGGGGCUAGUGGUUCCCUCUUCUACGUGUCCAGCGAUGACGAAUUCAUCAUUAAAACAGUCCAGCAUAAAGAGGCGGAGUUUCUGCAGAAGCUGCUUCCAGGAUACUACAUGAACCUCAACCAGAACCCUCGGACUUUGCUGCCUAAAUUCUAUGGACUGUACUGUGUGCAGGCAGGUGGUAAGAACAUUCGAAUUGUGGUAAUGAACAAUCUCUUACCACGGUCGGUCAAGAUGCAUAUCAAAUAUGACCUUAAGGGCUCAACCUACAAACGGCGGGCUUCCCAAAAAGAGCGAGAGAAGCCUCUCCCCACCUUUAAAGACCUGGACUUCUUACAAGAUAUGCCUGAUGGUCUCUCUUUGGAUGCCGAUAUGUACAAUGCUCUAUGUAAGACCCUGCAGCGUGACUGUUUGGUGCUGCAGAGCUUCAAGAUAAUGGACUAUAGCCUCCUGAUGUCAAUCCAUAACUUAGAUCAUGCACAACGAGAGGCCACAAGCAAUGAAACGCAAUAUUCAAUUGACACUCGCAGACCAGCCCCCCAAAAGGCUCUCUAUUCCACAGCCAUGGAAUCUAUCCAGGGCGAGGCUCGGCGAGGUGGCACCAUGGACACUGAAGACCAUAUGGGUGGCAUCCCUGCCCGGAAUAGUAAAGGGGAAAGGCUGCUGCUUUAUAUUGGGAUCAUUGACAUUCUGCAGUCUUACAGGUUUGUUAAGAAGUUGGAGCACUCUUGGAAAGCUCUGGUGCAUGAUGGGGACACCGUAUCGGUGCAUCGCCCAGGCUUCUACGCUGAACGGUUCCAGCGCUUCAUGUGCAACACAGUGUUCAAGAAGAUCCCCUUGAAGCCCUCUCCUUCCAAAAAGUUUCGGUCUGGCUCAUCUUUCUCUCGGCGAGGAGGCCCCAGCGGCAACUCCUGCAUUACUUACCAGCCAUCGGUCUCUGGGGAACACAAGGCACAAGUGACAACAAAGGCGGAAGUGGAGCCAGGCGUCCACUUCGGUCGUCCUGAUGUUUUACCUCAGACUCCACCUUUGGAGAAAAUCAGUGAGGUCUCGACUAUUCCUGACCCCUGUUUUUCACCUGUAGUUGGAGAGACUUUGCAAAUGUUAUCUACAAGGUUGGUUCCUUGGCCCCUUUCUCCAUGUGAUCGUCUCAUCUCUCUCUUCAGGUCCUUGGGAACCUCCAUACCUGUUUUUUUCCAGAGACCAUUGUCCUUUGCUCUUCACUAGAUUUUUUUCAGGUUCACCUUCCUUAGAGUUCAUCUUUAGGAUUUGAAAAAGUGUGUCAACAUCUCUGUAUCUUUAGGGUGUGAGGGGAAGCUUUUGUUUGCAGACUUUUCUGAUACUCAGUCAAAAUACCCCAACUAGCCCUUCAUCUCCCAGUGAGUGAAGUGAGAGUUCUCAACUUAGGAUAUAAGGCUGGAAAGAUUCCUAGGCAGUAAAGACAAUGAAUAAUCUUUCAAAAUAAUCCAAUGUAAAGCUUGCGAUUUAAUUUUGUUACCUGGUGUAUUAAGUAUCUGUUACAUCGUAGUAAGUUACCCCAAAACUCAGUGGCUUAAAAUAAAAAAACGUAUGUCAUAGUUUCUGUGGAUCAGGAAUCCAGGUGCAGCUUAGCUGUGUCCUCUGGCUAAAGGUCUUUCAUGAGCUGGUAGUUAAGCUAUUGGCUAGGGCUAGGGUCUCAUCUGAAGGCUCAUUUCUAAGUUCACUUAUGUAAUUUUGGGCAGGAUUCAGUUCCUUGUGGGUUGCUGGACUGAGAGCCUUGGUUCCUUGUGGCUGUUGGCUGGGAGCCUCCCUCAGUCCUUUGCCAUAUGGGCUUCUCCAUAGGACAAUUCAGACACCUGGCUUCCCUCAGAGUACAUGCACCUAAGCAGAAGCCACAUUCUUUUUGUCAUCUAAUCUCAGAAUUGACAUCCCUACCACCUGUAUUGCAUUCUGUUCACUAAAUCUAACCCACACUCAAGAGGAAAGGAUUGCACAAGGGUGUGAAUACCAGGAAGGCAGGGCUCAUUGGGAGCCAUCUUAGGAGUCACCUGUUAAAGUCCUCCCCUGAUCUCUAGUGAUUCACAUCCCUCCAUGUGCAAAAUUCAUUUCCUCUCAUGGUCUCCAAAAGUUUCAUUCCAUUAUAGCAUCAGCUCAAAAUCCAGAAUUUUGUUACCUAAAUUCACUCCAUAUUUGGGUAAGCUUCCCAGGUAUUGUUCCUUGAGUGCCAUUCCUCCCAGUCUGCGAACCUAUGAAACAAAGACAAGCUAUCUUCUCACUACCCACCCAGCAUAAGUGGUGAGACAGACAUUAGAUAACCCCUGUACACAUUCCUGUUCAAAAAGGUCGAGAAUGGGAGGCACAGAGGAAUCACUGUUCAAUAGCUACCUAAAAUGCAGCAAAUAUUGGAGUUUCUUUAUCAGGUCUCAAAGUAUGGGAAUAAUUCCCCAUGGCUCUUGGCUCUACCCUUUACAUUCCCAAAUUUUGCCUUCUGAGUCUUCCUCUUUCAUGAAAACUGGAAUGUGUGCAGCUGAGUAGUUUUCUCAGCCUCCUUGCUAACUAGGAUUUUGGGGAUCCAGUGGUCCCUUUUCAUUUUGCAUUGUUUCUGUUCUUUGAAUCCAAGCUGGCGAUGUUUCUGCUGAUAAUACUCUCAAAGAUUUUGUGGGCCUCCUGUGAAUGUCAUUGGGGUUUACUCCAUUAGACACAAAAACCAUACCUACAAAUACCUUCUGGAUAAGCCCUGUGCUUCUUAGGGAUCCUAUUGUUCAGAGGAUCUGUGAGACGAACCCUUAAUCUUUUUGAAUGUUUUGAAUGGCCUUUUAUUUAUGAUUGAAUAGUACUCUGAAGCAUCAACUUUGAUUUUUCUGGGGCCUUAAAAAAUAUUUUGCAGCCCUGGCCAGUGUGGCUCAGUUGGUUGGAGCGUCAUUCCAUGCACUGAAGGGUCAUAAGUUCAAUUCCCCGUCAGGGCACAUGCCCAGGUGUUCCGGUUCGAUCCCUGAUCCAGGCGUGUAUGGAGGCAACCAAUCAGUGUUCUCUCUCACAUCAGUGUUUUGCUCUU